ACUGUUUACUGCUUCUGUUUCAAAACUCGGUUUUAUGUGUGGAUUUGGAGAAGUGUAUUUUUUAGUGCUCUUAUUAUCCAUUUGUCUGUUGCUUCUGCUGAAAAGACUUUAACCUGAAACAGCUAAAAGUACGUACAAGCUCUUCCACUCUGAAGAGAAAGAACUCGUGAACAAGUAUAACAAUGUUGUCAGUUUGUGGAGAAGGAUUGCAACUGUUACUGGAGAACUGCGUUAUGUGGAUGCCAUGCAACUUCUUCCUACCUUGGAGGAUGCAACUAAAGUGUUUUCUGAGCAAGUGAAUGCAACUAUUGCUCUUCUGCAUCCAGUUCACUGCACAACAGAGCGGAAAGUGCAUCUGGUUUUCGACAUGACAACAAUUCCUGGUUUCCUUAUUGUUGCUGGUCUUCUGUAUGCCGUGUUGAAGCCAGGACGGGCCAAGCCUAAGAUUAACUAAUGAAAAGAUCACGGGGCGUCCUCGUGUUCUGAAACAUAUCAUCUUGGGAUGAGGGAUCGAUCAUUUGAAUUGGACACACCUAUCCCUAACACAGGUUUCACCAUAUACACACCUUCGAUCAUUUUCGGUUUAAUGCUACCAUUGUUGAGGCUGCCGGUUAAAAUUUGUCCAAGUGAAAUAGGAUUUUCUAGAACGUAGCUAGAAGUUAGAUGAUGUAACCAGAUGGCACUCGUACUUGGUAUGCAUAGCAAGUGCUGUUUUAAGUACAGAGAGACAGAAAGAGAGAGAGAGUGAGUAGU
Molecule: messenger RNA, 753 nt
Organism: Linum tenue
Lineage: Eukaryota; Viridiplantae; Streptophyta; Magnoliopsida; Malpighiales; Linaceae
Source: the annotation of a GenBank genome assembly